This is a messenger RNA of Paracoccidioides brasiliensis Pb18, 1335 nucleotides long. RefSeq lists its product as uncharacterized. The transcript has 2 exons. The coding region runs from base 1 to 1335 and encodes 444 amino acids. The record is from RefSeq and is a predicted model, not a curated record.
AUGAUGCGCCCAAGCGAUCCCCGAUUCCGCCAAACCAUCAACCAGAUCUCUCAGAACCUCGAGUCCGCCAAUGAAACUGCCCAAGAAGGCAUCUAUACCUUUUCGCAUAACUAUAUCGGCCCGUGCUUUACGAGCAUAAAGAACAACGUUCAGUCCUGUACAUCAUGUUGUUUCCCCAGCCGCGAGGACCAGUUACGUCGUCGUAGGCGUGGCAGGUCAAGAGGUCGAGCAGAGCUCAACUUUGAUUUCUAUGAUGACUGGGACUACGAUGAGGAUGCUACGGGAGAUGCACUGUUAGGCUGGGGAAACGAUGAAUUGGAUAGGCUUCUGGCUGGAAGUGGUGGGGCACGAAGCUCAACUGAGCAGCCACGAAGAAAUCGCCGCAUGAGCUAUGGCGCUCGUGGUGGCCUUCGAAAAAAUACUGGGUUGUCAAAUGAAGAAAGACACGACCCCACUGUUAUACCUAGUUCUUCUUUCCUUGGAUUUUUGGAACGCUUUUCCUGGCGGAUAGGGGCGAGAGGAAUAAGAUACAGGCCUUCUGCGGCCGACUUGCAAGAAAACCCAGGAGGCGUACGACGGGAUACUUUGGAGGCGGAACCGUUAAUUGAGGGGAGCGAUGGGAGUGACCACGAGGGAUCGAAAGAUGAUGAAGGCCUACCUCCGAUGCAAAGGAGAUCGAGGAGUGAAACACAGUCAUCCCGUGGAACAAGCAACUCCUUAAGUUCACGGGGUGAUCUGAUACCUAGUGAAGAAGAAGACGCUGUUCCUCUUGAUGAUGAGUUUGCAAUGACACUGAGCCGUCGCGACACUGGGGGCUCGGGAUCGCAAGAGCCGCCUUCCGCCAGUAGGGCUACUUCCGGAACUUCGAUGAAAACUACCUUUUCAUCCAAAGGUUCGAGAAUAUCCGGCAAGGCGGAAGGGAAACGAAGGAGGAAUUCAAAAAGAAAUCCCUCUUCAACAUCCCCACGGUCACCGUCGCCUGAUGGUGAAAUGAUAGAAACUGUGCAAAUUCCCUCUAUGCUAGACCUUAAGAGAGAGGAGGAGCAGGCUCAAUAUGACGAAGAAAUGGAGAUCGAGCGGAAACGACAGGCUGCGCAAAAGCUGGCACGAUCACGAGGACUAUCUAUCAAUACAGAUUAUCGAGGGCCUGAAAAUGAAAAUGACAAUAUCCAACAAAGUCUGCAACACGAGCAACGCCAUGAUGACCCAAUUCAAGAAAUGCCUUUUACCACGCGGAACGUACCCCCUACAUCGCCGGGGCAGAUUUCACAAUCAACUGAAUGUGACGACCUACCUCCAUCAUCAAGCGCAAACCCUCCGAAGAAAGAACCAUGA